AUAUUAAUUUAAUGCAAGGCUUGGAUUAUGGAUCUUGCAUGGCAUAUAGCUAUUAUUAUGGAUAUUUAAGGCUUGUACUUCCAUCAACAGGUUCUCUUAAUAAAGGACUAAUAGAAAAAAUAGAAAACAUUGAGGAUAUUCAUAGUAUAAAAAUAAAUAUCCAUAAACUAUUGAUUUUAAUUCCUUCAUCAUCAUAUAUUCCACCAGACCUUAAAGAUGCUUCACAUCAAUGGAUGGAAAGUGCAAUGAAUUUGGAAGUUGAAGAACGCAAUCGAGCAGGAGUUAAAGGAAGAUUAUAUCAUAACAGUGUGUAUAAAAUUUAUCCUGAUGGACCAAAAUCAAGGUCCAAACCUUUAUAUAUAGUGGUGGAAGGUGCUUCACCUUUACAAACUUUCUACGAAGUUCAAAAACAUGCUCACAGCGAAACAAAUCUUUACAAAAAAUAUUGUAAAGAUAUUAUAAAAAAGUUUUAUGAGAAGUUAAAGCAGUUAAUGGAUAAUGAUCCAGAGUGUAGAGAUCUUUAUGAAUUAAUUUAUUACAAUGAUUAUGACAGUAAUGGAGUUAAAGUUAAUGUUGCAAAAGUUAUUUUAGGCAGGCUGUCUAAAAUUAAAAAUUCGAAUAUGUAG
Molecule: messenger RNA, 626 nt
Organism: Habropoda laboriosa
Lineage: Eukaryota; Metazoa; Arthropoda; Insecta; Hymenoptera; Apidae
Gene: Sting
Product: stimulator of interferon genes protein
Exons: 2
Coding region: 12-626 (204 amino acids)
Biological process (GO): activation of innate immune response; positive regulation of type I interferon production; innate immune response
Cellular component (GO): endoplasmic reticulum membrane; autophagosome
Molecular function (GO): 2',3'-cyclic GMP-AMP binding; cyclic-di-GMP binding
Source: RefSeq, a predicted model, not a curated record